Messenger RNA from Pyrus x bretschneideri (Chinese white pear), 2186 nucleotides. Its product is annotated as MLO-like protein 8. The coding region runs from base 235 to 1992 and encodes 585 amino acids. NCBI's taxonomy places the organism in Eukaryota, Viridiplantae, Streptophyta, Magnoliopsida, Rosales, Rosaceae. The record is from RefSeq and is a predicted model, not a curated record. The transcript has 16 exons. Gene Ontology annotation, biological process: defense response. Gene Ontology annotation, cellular component: membrane.
AAACCGUGUCCAAAUCACCAACUCACCAUUGUUCUGAAAGCCUCCGUCUUCAAAUUUCUAUCUCUGCAGACUACGCAGAUUAGAGUGGUUUUUGAAUAUCGUAAGCCUUAAAUCUUCAAAACCCAGAAAGGAAAUACAGUAAAGUCACCAUCUUUCCAAAUAUUAAGUUGCACAGAUUGUUCAAUCACAGACCAGCCGCCUCUAUUCUCUCUCUGAAGCUCAAGAUUCGAAAAGAUGGUGCCUUUCUCUCUGCUGGGUGUGAGCUUAUGCCUUGUUGCUGGGUUGCUGGAUACAGCCAUGGGAGCAGGAAAGACCACCUCGUACUCGAGGGAGCUCGACCGUACACCCACCUGGGCUGUUGCUGGUGUCUGUGCUGUUAUCAUCAUCAUCUCAUUGAUUUUGGAGAAGGUCCUACACAAAGUUGGAAUAUGGCUUACGGAUAGGCACAAGAGAGCGCUGUUUGAAUCUCUUGAGAAGGUUAAAGCAGAGUUGAUGAUUCUAGGUUUUAUUUCGCUGAUCCUGACUUUCGGGCAGAGUUACAUUGCCAAAAUAUGUAUUCCACUCAAUGUUGCAGACACUAUGCUGCCAUGUAGAGUAGAUGAUAAGGAGGAGGAGUCAACUAGUCACCGGAGACUCUUAUGGUACGAACGCAGAUCUUUAGCUGCUGCCUCUGAUUAUAAAUGCAAGACUGGAUACGAGCCACUUAUAACAGUUAAUGGAUUGCACCAACUGCACAUCCUCAUAUUCUUCUUAGCCGCCUUUCACGUGCUAUACAGUCUUAUCACGAUGCUGCUCGGGAGGCUAAAGAUUCGAGGCUGGAAGCAUUGGGAGGCAGAGACUUCAAGUCAUAACUAUGAGUUUUCCAACGAUCCUUCGAGAUUCAGACUUACUCACCAGACAUCAUUUGUUAGAGCACACACCAGUUUCUGGACUAGGAUUCCUUUCUUCUUUUAUGUCGGAUGCUUCUUUCGACAAUUUUUUAGGUCUGUUAGUAAGGCUGACUACUUAACACUGCGCAAUGGAUUCAUCACUGUCCAUUUAGGUGCAGGAAAGAAAUUUAACUUCCAAAAAUAUAUCAAGAGAUCAUUAGAGGAUGACUUCAAGGUCGUCGUUGGAGUUAGUCCUCUAUUGUGGGCAUCAUUUGUGAUCUUUUUGCUCCUUAAUGUUAAAGGAUGGCAGGCACUCUUUUGGGCAUCCUUGAUCCCUCUCAUUAUAAUUUUGCUUGUUGGAACAAAACUUCAGGCCAUCCUGACUAAGAUGGCCAUUGAAAUUACAGAAAGGCAUGCUGUGGUUCAAGGGAUUCCUCUAGUACAAGGAUCUGACAAAUAUUUUUGGUUUGGUCGGCCUCAAUUGAUUCUUAAUCUUAUCCAUUUCGCGCUGUUUCAGAUCCCGCAUGUUUGUGGCUGCAUAAUUUCAGUUCAGAACGCAUUCCAAAUUAUAUACUUUUUCUGGAUAUGGUAUUCAUUUGGGUUGAAAUCUUGCUUCCAUGCCAAUUUCAAGCUCGCAAUCGCAAAAGUAAUUCUCGGGGUUGGUGUUCUAUGUUUGUGCAGCUACAUUACACUUCCUCUGUAUGCCCUUGUAACUCAGAUGGGUUCACACAUGAAAAGGUCCAUCUUUGAUGAACAAACAUCCAAGGCCCUUGAGAAGUGGCACAUGGCGGUGAAAAAGAAGACGCACGGAGGCAAGUCUCCUACCCGAACCCGAGGUGGUGAAAGCUCCACCAUUUCAACGAUGCGCUCCUCUACCUUGGGAGGACCCACGCUGCAUCGCUUCAAAACAACUGGUCACUCAACUCGCUCAGCCGCCAUUGAGGACCAUGAGACAUCUGAUCCCGAAACUGAUCCUAUGUCACCUUCAUCAACAACACACUUGAUUGUAAGAGUGGAUCAAAUUGAGCAACAAACCGAGAUAAAUGAACCCCACGAUGAGGAACAGACCAAUAUUCCAGACGAUUUCUCGUUCAUCCAACCUGCCCUGGAUAAAGAAAUAUGAUACCAGGGAGAAAUAUUAGAAUUAUUUGAAAUGCAGCUACCUGUAGUUGCAUAUUUUGUACAUGAAAUUUCUUGUUCUCCCUAGGACUCGGCUUGCGGCCUAUUCAUAUCUCCAGAGUACAUGUCUGCUGCUCAACGGAACACAGUAUAUUGGUUGAGUUUCAAGAGUAAUGCUAAUUUUAUUUUGGUGUUUAA